Messenger RNA from Nothobranchius furzeri (turquoise killifish), 1857 nucleotides. It is a transcript of the gene rnf25, whose product is annotated as ring finger protein 25. The record is from RefSeq and is a predicted model, not a curated record. Gene Ontology annotation, molecular function: protein binding; ubiquitin protein ligase activity. Gene Ontology annotation, cellular component: nucleus. Gene Ontology annotation, biological process: protein ubiquitination. NCBI's taxonomy places the organism in Eukaryota, Metazoa, Chordata, Actinopteri, Cyprinodontiformes, Nothobranchiidae.
CACACAAAUACAGCUAUAAAUAAUAAAUAAAUAAAUAAACAUUUUUAAAAACUGGAUCAUGACAUGUCUUUUAAACGCCGUCGUGUCUCUUAUUUUGACAGGUUGUGUGAAAACCGUAUCCGCCUUAGCAGCAGCUAGCAGCAGAGACAUCAUCAUGGCAACCGAGUACGAUGUUCAGUCUGAGAUCGAGGUUCUGCAGUCCAUCUAUCUGGACGAGCUGAAGGUGGACAGAAGGGACGAGGGGAGCUGGGAGGUGAGUCUGGUUCUGUACCCAUCCACGGCGGAGGACUCUGUGUCUCAGUUUGUCCGACUCACUCUGACUUUGACCCUCAAUCAGCAGUACCCCUCAUCAUCUCCUGUCAUCUCCAUCCGUAACCCCCGUGGGCUUUCUGACGAUAUACUCAGCAGCGUCCAAAAAUGUCUUCAGCUGGAGGCUGAGUCGUGGCUCGGUUCACCAGUCUUAUACCAGCUCAUCGAGAAAGCAAAAGAGAUCCUGACUGAAAGCAACAUUCCUCAUGGAAACUGCGUCAUCUGCCUGUAUGAUUUUAAGGAGGGCGAGGCGUUCACCAAGACGAGCUGCUAUCACUACUUCCACUCUCACUGUCUCGGCCGCUACGCCAGUCACUCUGAGAGGGAGCUCCGCCAGAGGAGGAGGGAGCUGGAGGAGGACAAGACCAGGGACAAAACCGACCAUCAGGAGCUGACUGUGCUGUGCCCGGUGUGCCGAGAGCCUCUCAUGUAUGACAUCGAUCAGCUGUUGUCAUCUCCUGCACCACAGCUGCCUGAGCUCGACGAGGCAGCGGUCGGGUCAGACUUUCAGCAGAAGUGGCGUGAGCUCCAGAAGCUGUUGGAGAAACAAAGAUCUAAAGGUGGGAUCAUCGACCCUGAGGUGGAGUCAAAUCGCUUUUUGAUUCAUAUCCACGAGACUCCACCUGUGGCUGAAAAUGAAAACCUGGAGGUUGAUGUUUCUCCUGGCCUCCCAGGGCCCCCCUCCUCUAACGAGGCUGGUGUCCAGGUGGAGCAAGUUGUUCCUGGACUGCCUCAGUGUGGAGACACUCCGGGUCAGAGGCGUCAGGGUCAGAACCACGUGAGGGGGCCAAGAAGAGGGGGUAGGUCCGGACCUCAUCAGAGGAGAGGCGCCCCCAUCAGAGUGCAGCUAGAGAAGCUUUGCCUGUCCUCGGACUGCACUGAAGAACCAAUCAAAACUGACGCUCGGGGAGAUCAAAGCCGACAGGUGCAACUAAACCCGGAGUCACAUCAGAGCAGGAGCAGGAUGAGCAGAGAAAUCUCUGCAGAGCAACCGGAGAGGCAGGUCUCUCCGAACCACCGAGCCAAACAUCCGUCAGCUCUGGAAGUCGAAUGCCCAAAAGAUGGAGGAAACUCUGCAGGCGGUCGUGGACAUCGUGGAAGGAGGAGGGGUCCUCACAGACCUGGCCCACAUUUCAGGACUCCUGGACCUCCACAUCACUACUUGGAUGGUCGAGCCCCCAGAGGUCACGGAGGAGCCAAUAAUCUGUGGGGAGGUGAAGGUGGUGGAGGCAGACCCAGCCGGGGUCACCACAGCAGGGGGUUUCAUCAGCAGGUGGUGGAGCAGGGAAGAGAGGAGGUGGUAUGACAAAGGGCAACAGGAGGGUCAGAGAACACGUAUUUGUGCACCUCCGUUAUCAGUCUGCUUAGAUUUAAGCCCUGCAACAGAAAAGACUUCCACCCUGGUCUCUCACCCUCCCGUUUGUCUCCAUCAUCCUGGUGUCUGGUUUGCACUUUAAUGCUCUCGAACGUCACAUACAGAUGGUCGCUGCUUUGUGUUGUGAUGUUAUCUGACUUAAAGAACUAUGAAUUAAAUUUAUCUGGAUGUCA